AUGCAGAUAUUGUGGCUUUGUGCUCUGUUUCAAUACGCAUUGGCACAAGUUGGUUUCGGCACUUCGUAUUUAAGAAAUUCACGCUUGUGUCACCAAUGGAACUGUUUGAACGAGAAGCUAGGUCUACCCGAUGCCCUUCCACCUAGGGACCAAUACACGGCAGCUCUAAGAUCGCUCCUGCCUGGCGAAUGGCACGAUCUGGUAAAUACUGCCCUUGACGUGUGCUAUGACAAGCGGACGCGGCGGUACACCAACACGUGUCCCGGGCAGGCGCUAAUGCAUUGCGUUGUUGAUAAUAUGAUCGCGAAUUGUCCUGACGACAAAUGGCGGAAGGAAGACGGCUGCGCUCCGGUGUCAUCGCUUGCUGCUAAUAGAUACAUGUUUUCGCAAAGCCGUUAUGCAAAUCUUCAGAAAAACUUACCGAUUGAGCGCCGCCCUGCUUGGUUCUUGCAACACUACUUCAGCGACAAAUGCUGCGACAUCCCCGAUUUGUUCAAUGCCACCGUAUUAAGCGAGUGUGGGUUCGAAUCUUUCAUGCUGUACCACGUGCACGACGCCCAAACUGAUUCGCAAUUAAAGUUUGACAAACUCCCUGAAAUUUCUUCAAAUCACCUAAGAGCGAGUUUGAGACAUACCAUACCAGUAAGAGAAAAUAUUAAACCAAAAGACGGAGAUACCUUAAAAGUUGCAGAUUUUAGUGGAAUCGAAGAAAACGAAGUCAUCAACGACCCUCUGGAUUGCUGCGAUGUAAGAGAGUUCAUCACACCGGAAUGGCGGUCGGAAUGCGGAUUUCAACUAUCAUGGAACACACAGGAUCGCCUCGUGAUAAAUGAAGACUUGAACCUCGCUACAGAUCAUCCCACGACCACUGAGACGACGAAGGUCAAAAAAGUGACCGACGUGAAAAUUGUACCGCUCUCGUGCGAACAAGAAACAUGCAUAUUCAGACGUGUUGGGGUCGUGUCAGAGUCGGGUGCAGUGGACACGUUGGCGUUAUCUCGCCUGCUGGACAAGAUGGCGGCGGCGGACUCCCGCUGGGCGAGCGCGAAGGCCCGCGCCUAUACCAAGUGCCUCUCUAAGCCCGUGACGGAGUACGAGGCCGACUGUGAUAUCAACAAAGUUCUAGCUUGCACUCUUGACGUACUUACUGAGAACUGCCCUGACGCUAAAAAAGAAGAUAGGUGCAGGCAUUCAAGCGGCUUACAAAGUAACAUAACUUGUCAAAUAAGCUCAUCUAAAAUUAGACCGAAAAACCGGCGUCAACUUUGUAAUGUCCCCGAUUUUAUCGAAUACGAGAUACUGAAGGAAUGUGGAGUGAGCUCCAUCGCUCGGCUUGAAUACGCUCCCGAGACACCCACACCCAAGCGUGGGUGGUUGCCAGGUGGAAGGUGUAAAGAAGAACUUCCGUCAACAACGUGCAUCAUGAGAAAAAUGGAUGUCCUUAACAAAUACAACUUUAUGGACUAUUUCAAGUUGAAGGACAAAUUACACGACUUCUGCCAAGGCGCGUGGUAUCCAAUGAGGGCUACAUACACGGCUGCAUUUAGUUCUUUGCCGUUGUACAAGGAACACUGCAGUUCACAGCAGAAGCUGCUGAAUGUUCUAGACACUAUGUUGAUAACUUGUCCUAUAUCAAAGAGAAGGCAGAGUGCUAACUGCAAGCAAAUGUUCACGGACCUCUCCACCACUGUACCCGGAUAUCAGCAUAACAUUAACAACACCAAUCUGGAGGAACUUCUAAGACGUUUCCAGCAUGUAUUCCUUCCCGGACAAACUCCUCAUUUGAACUAUCCACUGCCCCAGAGAACGGUUGUUUAUCCGAGGUACAAAUUCAACGUGGACAUCCUAAGCAACAUGAAAGAGCCGGUAGUUCGUGUGAUAGACGUGACACCAACUAAACAGCCGACUGUUGAAAGGAAGCCUCUGGUGCUUUUGCCUGUGUAUCAGCGUAUGCAACAGAAACUAACGAGACCUAACAACAAUGAUGGUGUGUGGAGAGGUUUUACUCCGAUAUGA
This is a messenger RNA of Parnassius mnemosyne (clouded apollo), 2016 nucleotides long. NCBI's taxonomy places the organism in Eukaryota, Metazoa, Arthropoda, Insecta, Lepidoptera, Papilionidae. The record is from the annotation of a GenBank genome assembly.